This is a messenger RNA of Prinia subflava (tawny-flanked prinia), 1456 nucleotides long. It is a transcript of the gene BSX, whose product is annotated as brain specific homeobox. Gene Ontology annotation, molecular function: DNA-binding transcription factor activity, RNA polymerase II-specific; DNA binding. Lineage: Eukaryota; Metazoa; Chordata; Aves; Passeriformes; Cisticolidae. The record is from RefSeq and is a predicted model, not a curated record. Gene Ontology annotation, biological process: regulation of DNA-templated transcription.
UUCCCUUUUUUCUCUUUUUUCUUUUCUUUUUCUUUUUUAAAAUUUAUUUUCUUUUUUUUUUUUUUUAAGGGAAAAGAGGGAGGUUUCCCCCACCCCGUGUUUGGGAAACGCCCCGGCGCGGCGCUGGGAGCGGGGCUGGUGCGGAGCGGUGCGCGGGGGAGGCUGCGGAGCGGCUCCCGAGCGGCUCCCGGGCGGUCCCGGCCCCCUCCCGGCCCCCUCCCGGCCCGGGGUGGUUCGGGUGGCCCGGCAGGUCCGUCCUCCCCCCCGCUCGCCAUUGGCUCAGCGCGCAUCCCCCUUCCCAGCGCGCCUCAAAUGCGCCCCGCGCAUCCCCGGCCCGCCUCGCCUCCCCCGGCUCCGCCAGCGCCCUUCUGCCUGGGGGAUUAACUUCAAAAAAAUAUAUUAUCGCUGUUUAUUUUGACUGCUGAUUAAAAAAAAAAAAAAAGUCCAUUUAUUUAUUUCUUUUCCUCACCGUUCUCAUCCCUCCCCAGCCGGCCGGGGGUGCAGCGGCCGCCCCCUGUGUGGGCUCCGAGCCGCGAUGAAUCUCAACUUCACGGCGCCCGUGCACCCCUCCCCGGCGGGCAGGCCCACGUCCUUCUUCAUCGAGGACAUCCUUCUGCACAAGCCCAAACCGCUGCGGGAGCUGCCCCCCCGAGCCCUUCCCGGCUCGCUGGCGGCCCGAGUGCCCCUCCUGGACUAUGGGUACCCCCUGGUGCCCGCCCCGGCCCUGCUGGCGCCGCACCCCGCCCUGCACAAGCCGGAGCAUCACCACCACCACCAGCCCUAUUUCCUCACCGCCUCGGGAAUGCCGGUGCCGGCGCUGUUCCAGCACCACGCUCACGCCGAGCUGCCCGGGAAGCACUGCCGCCGCCGCAAAGCCCGCACCGUCUUCUCCGACUCGCAGCUCUCCGGACUGGAGAAGAGGUUUGAGAUCCAGCGGUACCUCUCCACGCCCGAGCGGGUGGAGCUGGCCACGGCCCUCAGCCUCUCCGAGACGCAGGUAAAAACCUGGUUCCAGAACCGCCGCAUGAAGCACAAAAAGCAGCUGCGGAAGACUCAGGACGACCCGAAGCAGGCGGGCGGCGAGGAGAGCGGCGAGCAGAGCUCCCCGGAGCCCGAGCUGCCCGAGCCGGCCGGGGCCGAGCCCCGCAAGGGCCCCGCCGGCCCCUUCCUGCUGCAGGACCCCGAGGACGAGGUGGACAUCCUGGAGGACGGGGACAUCUGUCCCCACCGCCUCUAGGAGAGCCGGGGCCCUCCGGCCUCUCCGCGGCUCUGCCCCGGCCCCGAGGGUCGCCCCCGCUUCCCCCCUUGGGCUGGGGAAGGGGACACAGCUCGGGCAGGGGGCACAGCUCGGGAAGGGGGCACAGCUCGGGCAGGGGGCACAGCUCGGGCAGGGGGCACAGCUCGGGCAGGGGGCACAGCUCGGGCAGGGGGCACAGCUCGGGAAGGGGGUGUGGGU